Hibiscus syriacus is the source of this 1092-nucleotide messenger RNA. Its product is annotated as glycosyltransferase family protein 64 C3-like. Gene Ontology annotation, cellular component: membrane. The record is from RefSeq and is a predicted model, not a curated record. Gene Ontology annotation, molecular function: glycosyltransferase activity. The transcript has a single exon. Bases 40 to 1023 code for a protein of 327 amino acids. Lineage: Eukaryota; Viridiplantae; Streptophyta; Magnoliopsida; Malvales; Malvaceae.
UCUUUAUGCUGCUACAGGUGGAGUUUGAGUUUAAGUGAGAUGGGAGCAUAUGUAGCUGCAAUCAUCUUCUUCCUCUCCCUCUCAACUGCGUUAUGUCUUCGCAUCCCUGCUCUUUCUUCAGACACAACAUGCGACCUCAGCAACCAACCCCACUCUCGCACUCUCAGAUCCGAUCAACUAACCGUUCUCAUCAACGGCUAUUCUGAGUCCCGCCUCCCUCUCCUCCUCUCCAUUGCCGCCUCCUUCUCUGCAUCCCCACUGGUAUCCUCUGUUCAGGUCCUCUGGGGUAACCCCUCCACCCCACCCCUUACUCUAUCCCAAUUCGCCAACAACCUCUCGCUCUCUUCCUGGGGCGCCGCCAUCUCCCUCGUCCCCCAACCAUCCCGCAGCCUCAACGCCCGAUUCCUGCCAAGGUCAUCGAUCAAGACACGUGCCGUCCUGGUGUGCGAUGAUGACGUGGAAGUGGAUCCCAAGACGGUGGAAUUCGCGUUCAAGAUGUGGAGGGGCAAUCCGGAUCGUUUGAUUGGGGUAUUCGUGAGAUCACAUGAUAUAGAUUUGUCGAGAAAGGAGUGGAUCUAUACGGUGCAUCCGAACAAAUAUUCCAUAGUGCUCACCAAGUUCAUGAUGAUGAAGGGGGAGUACUUGUUCAAUUACAGUUGCGAAGGAGGGGCCCCAAUGCGCGAGAUGAGGAGGGUAGUCGAUGAGAAGCGCAAUUGCGAGGAUAUUCUGAUGAACUUUGUGGUGGCGGAGGAGACGAAUGAGGGGCCUCUCAUGGUGGGAGCGGAAAGGGUCCGAGACUGGGGAGACCCAAGAAAUGAAGAUGGUGAUGGCUAUGGCGUAAGAGACGUGGGGCUGAGCAGUAGGAGAGCGGAGCACCGGAAGAGGAGAGGGGAAUGCAUAAUGGAGUUCCAUAGGAUUUGGGGAAGGAUGCCCCUAAGAUACAGUUAUGGUAAGCUGGUUUCAUCUGUUGGAGAGCAAGGCCUUUGUAACAAAGGCUCCAAGUUGGUGCCUUGUGACCAUUGAAUCAAAAUUCAUCCUUCCUUUGUUUCUGCUAACUUUGCAAUCAAAAUAAACAACAUCAUGCCGAUUCAG